CCCUCUCACUUCGACACGCAGCAGCCCGUUUUUCCCUUCUCAACUCGCUUCCUGAACCAGCCAAGUACGAUGCGGUGUGUGUUUCGCGCCUUCCUCUUUGCCGGAUUUACAGCUCUUGCUGUUGGCAAAGCUGUCGUCCAGCCAUUGACCUUCGCCGACACUUCAUUAUUCCUCAGUAACACAUCUGCGCGGAUCGCUGUGCCAUUCGGCACUUUCGAUAGCGUCAAGUUUUCUGAGCCUUCACUCGUUCAGACUGCUGAGUCCGACUUCGAUAUCAACAAGGUCGCCUCUGACGGAGUAUGGGAGAAGUACAGGGCAAAAGGUUUUUGGUAUGGUUGUCUAUUAGAUAUGACGAUCGAAAAUGCCGGAAAGGCUAUGGAAGACACCAGAACACCGCCAUCUGCUGAGUCCGUCUGGCAAGGUGACUUUUGGAACGACAUCCGGAACUGGGGCUGGCACGAAGCCUUGUUAGACUCAUUAUCCAAUUGCGACUUCCGCGAUGGCUUGGAUGUAAAGUUUAACAACAAGAUCGGCACCGCUCUAUCCGCCCUCGGACUCAGCCUCCUUCCACUCGGCAGUGGCGGAGAUAACGAAUGCUACUCGAUUGAGCACGGCAACGAGGAUCCAGAGGACGAGAAUGGCGAGGAAGUAUACCAGAUUAACGGCCUCGAGUUACCCUUAACAGGUGCACAUUACCGCUUCGCUAUGAAUAAACGAGAUGGUGCGAUCUUCGCGCAAGACUUCCUGAACCCAAAGACUGCAGCAGAGAAGCACAUCCAGGACGAUUUCCCGGAAGAUCAACUACCGCGCUUGUCACGCCCUUCAGAUAUAAUGUGGUCAUACUGGCUUCGCAGCAAUUCUGACCCACAAAGUUUGCACAACUACUUCGUCAACCACGUCAGGAAUGAUGAAACAUUGCCGCUGAUCUCCAGGGUGUUGAAGAAUCAUCAGCUGACCAAGGUGCCGUACUGGCCAGGCUCUCCGAUGGGCUCAACGAUCGCACACUUUCUCAUUCAGCACAAAGCAACUCUGGGCAUCAAGAACUUUGAGAGCAUCGUGAUCUUCAGGGAUAACUACCCGGAGACCCACCCAGGCGCGCAGAUACCUGAAGUGCAGCUUCUGUUCAGGAUCCUUGAUGUUCCCGCGCAGGAGGUGAUUGACGAGGAUAUCGAGAUGCCGGAUGCGGGGAAGGCGGAGAUAAGGCGAACGGUGCGGCUACAAGGUGAGAGUGGGAAGGAUAUUGUGAGGGAGCAUAGGGUUGUUGUUAGGUGGAAUGCAGACUGA
This is a messenger RNA of Macroventuria anomochaeta, 1284 nucleotides long. RefSeq lists its product as uncharacterized. NCBI's taxonomy places the organism in Eukaryota, Fungi, Ascomycota, Dothideomycetes, Pleosporales, Didymellaceae. The coding region runs from base 70 to 1284 and encodes 404 amino acids. The transcript has 3 exons. The record is from RefSeq and is a predicted model, not a curated record.